Messenger RNA from Manacus vitellinus (golden-collared manakin), 7486 nucleotides. RefSeq names its product cystine/glutamate transporter. Gene Ontology annotation, molecular function: L-amino acid transmembrane transporter activity. NCBI's taxonomy places the organism in Eukaryota, Metazoa, Chordata, Aves, Passeriformes, Pipridae. Gene Ontology annotation, biological process: amino acid transmembrane transport. The coding region runs from base 1785 to 3206 and encodes 473 amino acids. Gene Ontology annotation, cellular component: membrane. The record is from RefSeq and is a predicted model, not a curated record. The transcript is spliced from 17 exons.
CCCACAGAGUUCCAUGGACAUUUGUGCAUGCAGUAAAACAUUCAGAAGGGUUUUAGACCAGUCAUCAGUUUUUAGGCAUUCACUCAUUGAGGGAGGACAGGGAGGAGGUCUGAUCUGGAGAGUGAAAACAGCUUGCUACUUGGAGAGCCGUCCACAAAAGAACAAACCUCUAAGGGCAGUUCCCUGCAUUGUGCCCCACAAGACAUACUGUAGAGCCAAGAUGUUGGCCUCAGGAAGCACCACUACGUGAGACAGCAUCUGAGCCUGCAAAGAGACGCUGUCUUUUGCUGCUUCGGGAUCCCAGCAAGAAAUGGGAGUCUGAUGGAUUGUAAAUGCACCUGCUUGGUUUAAAGCCCAGCCAAACAGAUAAGUGCCCUUUUAAUUAUCUCAGAACAGUGUUUUAGGCACAGCUGUGCACAGCAUCUCUCUUCAGUUUCAAUUCGGUGAGCCUCUGUGUUUCACCCCUGCAAAUGAAUGCUGUGUGGUUCUCACUUCAGCUGAGAAAUACCAGAUGAUAUUGGUAUUUCACGUUAAGAUAAUUAAUUGGUGUCUGAGGGAACUGCAGCUGAGGGGUUGGGAAGCUCCCGGGGGUCUUUCCCUGCUCCUCCAGAGCCACUGUCUCCAGCAGCCCUGUGAGGUUUUGGGACUCUGAGGAGCAGCUCUGUGGGACCAGAUGAGGCUGAUGUGACCCAUCUGAGCCUUAAGGAGUCCUCUGGGACUCAUUAGGGGUUUAAUAACUAAACUUGGCUGGUUUGAUUGGGAAGAUGCGUGUGCAGGCUUGGCAUGAUCUCAGAGAAACCAGCUCAUGCUGCUGGCAGGAGAGAGGGCUUUCUGCAUGUGCUAGACAUAUGUGUGCAGAGAAAGCGAUAACCCCCACUUCCUCCUGCUGGUCUCCAGGUGGGAAAAUACCUGGGGAUGGGGGAGAAAAGCCUUUGGUUAUCCUGAGUUUAUACAGGGCAUGCAAAUAAGUAUCGUGGGUGACUGGUAACAAGAAUUGUCCCCCUCAAAGUUAAGGGGACAUUUAUAUCUAUAGGUAGAAAAUACAGACUAUCAAGAAAGCACUUUCUGGCUGCUUAAAUCUGCUUCUAUAGGUGACCAAUAUCUCCUCACAGACACACCACUGCAAUUAUUAAAUAAUUCAAUAAAUCCAUAAAAUAGGGUCUAAUGUACGGUGGAACUUCACAAUAGUAUACAGACAUGCAGCUGUGGCAAAUAUAUAGAUAUAAUUUAUAUAUAUUUGCAAUUUACUGCAUUAGAAUAAUGAAAAAAAAAAAAAGCACUGAAGCUGAGUGUCUGAGUAUUGGUGGGGAUGUGUGGGGAUUAUCUACUACUUGCCUUGCCUGCUCUACCGGGGAUAAUUAGCAGUGUAAAGUAUCUACCUUGCUGUUACAAAAACUACAGACAGGUUUGCUGCAGCAAAUUGGACUGCAGUAACUGAUCUGAAUUCGCCUUACCUACCUGAGCAAAAGGUGUGUUCCUUGGUGAAGGUGGCAGCCUAGGACUGAGAGACAGGAGACAGACAAGGCAGGGAAGUGGGAGGUUGCUGCGUUGGGAGCAAACUAGAUUUGGAUCAACUCAUGUGAUCCCUGAAGUCUCUGAAGUUCCCUCUUUUCUAGGAAAAACUUCACUACUGCUGUUACCAAGAAAGCUUUUAUAUUAAUGGAAGAAAUGACAUGUCUGAUAGUAAUGACUAUGCUCUGGUUUGCAAUUGUAAACAGUGAGCCUUGAGGACACUUGGGAGACUGUAGCUUCUGAAUGCAUGACCUUCCUCUGUGAUUAGAAGAAUGGGGAAGGACAAGAAAGAAGAGGCCAUCUUUCUGAGGCAAAAGAUAACUUUGCUGAGGGCUUUCUCGCUCCUCAUCGGCAGCAUGGUUGGCAGUGGCAUCUUUAUCUCCCCAAAAGGAGUACUGAAAAACACUGGCACUGUGGGUUUCUCCCUGGUUGUCUGGUUUGCCUGUGGGCUCCUCUCAAUGUUUGGUGCCUUGUGUUAUGCAGAGCUUGGAACAAGAAUCACCAAGUCUGGAGGACAUUAUAUCUACAUUUUGGAGACACUAGGGCCUCUGCCAAGCUUCUUAUUCCUGUGGGCAGAGUUUUUUGCUAUCAGGCCUGCCAACAGUGCUGUGGUUGCCUUGGCGUUUGGACGGUACAUGCUGGAGCCCUUCUUUGCCCCCUGUGCAGCCCCUGUCCCUGCAGUGAAGCUUGUGUCUCUCAUGGGGUACUACAUGGUCCUCACCCUCAAUUCCUGGAGUGUCACCUGGAGUGCCCGGCUGCAGACGGCUCUCUCCGUUGUUAAACUCCUGGCUCUUGCACUCAUCAUCGUGCCAGGGAUGAUGCUGCUGGCCCAGGGCCACACCGAAAACUUCCAGGAUGCUUUUGACAGAGAGUCACUGGUUUUGGAUACACUCCCCCUGGCUUUUUACGCAGGCAUGUUCGCAUAUUCAGGCUGGUUUCAGGCCAGCUUUGUGCGCGAAGAGUUGGUCAGACCUGAACGAAAUAUCCCCCUGGCUGUCAUCAUCUCUGUGAUCACAGUAAUUGUGGGGUACAUGCUCACCAACGUCUCCUAUUACACAGUCCUGGGAACACAAGAUGUUCUGGCUUCUCCUGCUGUGGCUGUGAGCUUUGUGCAGCGAGCCUUCAAAAGCCUGAUCUCUGUGGUCCCUGUCCUUGUCGCACUGUCCUGCUUUGGAACCAUGAAUGGAGGAAUCUUCACAUUUUCAAGGACUCUGUUUGUGGCUUCCAGGGAAGGACAGUGGCCUCCUCUCUUCUCCAUGAUCCACAUUCGAAGGCAUACACCCCUUCCUGCUGUCAUGUUAAUGUUCCCUUUGGUCACUGCCAUGGUGUGUGUUGGAGAUAUCUACCAUCUGAUGAACUUCUUCAGCUUUUCCCGAUGGCUCUUCAUAGGAUUAGCCACCCUGGGGCUCAUUGUCCAUCGCCACCGUCACCCGGAGCUGCACAGCCCAUUCAAGGUUCCCCUCUUUGUUCCUGUCUCUUUUACCAUCAUCUGCCUCUUCACAGUGGCUAUGUCUUUCUACUCAGACCCUGUGAGCAUCAGCAUCGGAUGCACCGCGGUUUUAAGUGGUUUUCCAGUCUACUAUGUCCUAAUUCAUAGGCAGAUGUCAGACCGUUGCUGUAACCUGUUUUAUUAUCUUACACACAAACUACAGUUACUGCUGGAAGUUGUCCAACAAGAAAUCAAGACUUAUUGAGAAAACUGUCAAAACUCACAGGAGAAAAUAAAAUCUACUUACUCCAUUUCUGACACCUUUGAUCCUUCCAAAAUCAGGCCAUGCUUUUAUUCUUUUAGUGACUGCAAAUGAGGAUGAACCUGGGCCAAAACCUUGCUGCAAGUGUUCCCAAGCUUGCCAAUUGGGAUUGGGAUGCACGUAUCACAUCUGCUUCUGCCCUUUUCUUUUUUCAGAAGAAGAAACUAGCUCUCUGAAAUGAGCUUCCUUUGCCUACAGUGUCUUUGAAAUCAAGAUCCUAAUUUUGCAGCCUAGCCUGGUCCUGAGUAAAACUGUGUGUGUAUACACACACAAUAUUUUAUUUUCUUAACUUGGCAAAUAGAGGAAGGGAGCAUGUUGCAGUACAUAGAAUCCAAUACAUGGAAGCCAAAUGCAGGUUUCAAACUGAAGUGCUAUAGUAUCUGUGCUGUGGGCAAGCAUUAUGAAGGGAGAGGGGUGAGGAGAGCAGAUUAGAGAAAAGGCAGAUGAAUUGGAAAGGAGGAGGCAGGGGAAUAAAACUUCAUUCACCAGAAAGUAGAGAUUCAGGUUAAUAAGGUAUUUUAAAACCAUUUCAAAUUCAAGUAUUAACAAAGUAAGAUCAGAAUGUUUUAUUUUGAUUAUUCUAUAAGCAGAAUAAGUUUUUUUAGCUUUGAAAUCAUCUUUCAACUUUGAAUUUUAUUUUUCUAAAAUGACAUUUUAAAAUGUACAAACACAUUGAACAAAACCAGCUGAAUAUCAACUGGAAUACGAAACAAUAGAUCCUGAUCCCUUCCCAGCCCCACUGCUCUCCAGUGAAUGACUUGCUGAUUCAGUACGUGAAUGCUCAUUUGAACUAAUGGCAUAGGAGAGGUUUCCGUUAUCGGAUUACUUUGGUUUACAUUAUUAAUGUGGCAACAUUAUGUCCAGAUAAAACAGCAAUUAGCUAUUUCCAAUCACAUAAUUGUUAAUCGUUUCCUAGAAGGUGGGAAGUAGCAUGCUGGGACUCCUCUGAUGAUUGCUGGAGAGAGCAACAGCAGAACAUGGAGCAUUUUUAAUCUUUUGUAUCCAGCAUUUAUGUACUUACAAUAAAAACAAAGUACCAUUUACAAAUCCAAUGUCAUCUACUGAAACUUGUAAAAUUUUGGAACUAAGUAAGGUGGGUGUUUUUUUUUCAAAGCAAUUGAGAGUUAUUCUUGUUAUGACUGCUUCCUGUUCCUGUGCUGAAUUAAGCUGGGACAGCAGCAGUGUGGUUGGUAGGGCUCAUUUCCCCACUUCCCCCCCUCCAAUUUAAUUUACAAGCUGCUGGACAUCGUCCAACAGGAAAUCCAGUCUUAUUGAGAAAACCAUUGAGAAAACCUACAGGAGAAGAUACUGGCUUUAAAUGCUAGUGUGGUUUCAAAUGAGAUCUAGAAAUGUUUCCAGGAACCCAGACAAGAGUUGGUCCCUCCUCAUGCCAAGCUUUGCUGAAGCUGAACCCCUUGGCACACCUUUCCACAGCAGCCCAUGGACAGGACCCUGUGUGAGUGGCCAGGGAACCAACCUGCAGAAGACCUUGCAGAACCAGGUGAGCCUGGUCACCCCAACAUUUCCCGAGUCCAGCUGCUUAGGUGCUGAUUUGGGGGAUUUUCCACAGCUUGAGGUAGAAGCAUGAGGUGCUGUCAGCCUGGUCCCAUGCUGCAAGACCCCUGUGAGCACAGCGUGCCCAUGCCAUAGCACCAGUACUCCCACAUCAAACCUUGGAGCAGUUUGAAACUGCAACAGAGCUGCUGUGUGUCUGCAGACAGGCACAGAGAAAGGGUGAAGUGUCCCUUCUUUGUCUGUUUCCUCUGAAGAGAAAAAGUGAACAAGAAUUGAAAUUCCUGGGAGAAAACUAAGAAACCCUAUCUGGAGGACCAUGGUUUUUUUUUAAUACAGGAUAAAUCGUUUGACAUAUGCAGGGAAACCACACUUGGGUGCCUCUGCUGACUGUGCAGGAAUAUGAUCUUGCAGGGCUAUAUAUAUGAUGUCUGCUCCAAGACCUGUCAGAUACUGGAAAUACAGACAGAUAUAGGACUGUGGCUGCACUGACAGUGAGAAAUCUGAGGUUCAACAGCUCCAUGGAUGACAUUGCAAUUAAAAGGGAUAAAAACAAUAAAAAAAAAAGAUGCUCACAAGGUAUCAAUUUACAGUGAGCUCAAGUCUCCAGUUUGUGGAGAGUUGUUUGCUUUUAGAGAGGAUGGUAUGCUGCUCCCAGCAAAGCUAUGUAAACAUUUUCUACCAAGCCAGAAUGUUUUUCCUAGAGCUACCUCAUGCAUACUGAAAUUCUUAGCUUCAGUUCAGAAGUGUAUUUUACUAGAGAAUUCACAUAAGCAAAAAUGAAGCUCUAGGACCUGAUCCUAUAAAUCUCAUCAGUCAAAGGGAAGCAUAAAAGCAUAAAAGUUAUGCUACUGUGGAGAUGAAAGCCAGAUACUACAUAGCAGGUCAAAAGCCAGACAAGACAGGCCAGAUGCGGAAGAAAGUAAGUUCAGCUUCAUAAUCACAUUUGUGGCAUUAUGUUUUGAAUUUUUUUUUUUAAUACUAUGUCUAUGAAAUGCACUCAGAGUGCACCCUUUCCAGAAACUCAAACAGAGAUUUAUGUGUUUCGGCCGCUACUGAUCUAGUGUGACUGGAUCAUCGUGAAAUAAAAAUGUUCAGGGUAAUCCAACUGAACGCAAUUUGUGUAACAAAAAAAAUUAAAGUAAUGUUUACAUCUGAAAAAGUUUGCAUAGUCAAGACUACUUGACCUGUUGUUAAGCUUUAUGCUUCAGUGCUAUGUUGGGAAACACUGUCAGCUUUUUAGACUGAAAGGCUCGAGGUCAGACUGGAAAGCUCCUAACCCUUCUCUGAUUUCCAUGGGGAAGAGCAGAGCUGAGGAUCAGACUUCAAAGUACAGGAAUGCAAACACUUGGGACUGUGCACAGCUCAGAGGGCUGACUGAGCCUGCCUCACAGGGCUCUGUGCUUGGCACACACUGGUUUGUGUGGCUCCAUGCAGCACUGAAUACUGCAACCCCGCCAGCAGUGUGAUAACCAGCCUGGGGAGAGCAUGUUGAGCGAUGUACCCACUUUCUGCACUGAGGUUUGGGGUUCACUUUGCAAGGCAUCACCAGUUUUUGGCUUUCAAAGAACGAUGUUCAGCAGAAGCUACUCCUUGAUGAAAGGAGAAGGUCCUGAAUAUCCCCGGCCACUAGAAAGUUGGGAGGAAUCGGCUUCAGGUAAGUGCUGGUGUGCAAUGAAGGGGAACCAAGCAGUAGGAAUAAAGCAUGCUGCUUUGUAAUGAUGCUGAUUUUGCAGAUAUAUGUGCCAGAAACGUCUGCUGCGCCUGGCUGGGUGUGCUCACGCCUGUGCAGACGCGCAUGCGUAUGUCGCAAUAACCAGAAGGAAAUGUUACUCAGCUCCGUUUUCCUGAGGGUCUGUGGCACAGAGGUAUCCAUGCUGUCCCACGGAGAGAGGCUUCGACAGAGACAGCAAGCCAGUGCUAGCAGCAGCACCAUUGUGCUGUGCAGAGGGGAGAAAAGGGAUGGCCACAUCCAAAGAAACCUCCUGCUGGAUCUCUUGAAUCUCCUGCAGUGGGACUGAUCUCCUGCAAUGGUCGAGAAGACGAGUUUGGAGCAUUUUCUAGGAACAGACCUGGCUGCUGUUACUGAGCAGAAAGAGUGACCGUGGUCUGAAGGCAGCACUGGAACAAGCGACAUUUGCAAAGGAGACUUGAGUCUUUCCUCACUCUUUCUUCUGGCAGUCCAGGGACUGCCAAGCCUUUGUUGUGUGGACCUUUGCACUGUAAAUAGCUCUGUGAGGGAGCUCCUCCUAUAACCAUUUCCUCUCACUAGCCUGCUCCAAAUUCCCAUGAUCCCUGCUGAAGUAUGAAGGACGUCAGAGCCGGAUACAUGAUCAUUUCCAAUUUCUGUUUCCGUAUUGUGUUCAAAUUCUUCAGGCAGCUCAGAGCAGACCCUUGCCGCAGACCCUUGCAAGCUCCACGGCUGGCAGGGGGGCGUCUCUCAGCUAUGGGUAUGUGAUCCACGAUAGUUAAUGUUGCAGGGACAGUGAAGUGGUGAAAAAAGCGUUGUCUGGGUCUAAAACUGGGAUAUUGAAUGGAGGCUGAAGCACAGCAGCAAGCAAAGUAAAAUCCUCCAAAUUGGAAUUAUUGGUGGCUACCUGUUUCAGCUUCUUCUUUUUGUAGGUGCUGUGUCUCUAGGGUAGACUGCAGAGCAGAGGCUUUGCUGGGAGGCAAGGUGUGUGUGUAUGUUUUGCUCUCGACCUGGUCAUCUG